AUGGAACAAGAAAGGUUCGUUCAUUUAUUCGCUUAUGAAGUGCCUAUGACAAAAUCCUCUGGUAUCCGUGCACAAAUUCGAUGCUACACCACACCGACACCGGCUUCCGAGACAUUACAAAGUUCAGCGGCCAUUGUUGACGAUGCGCCAGAGCUAAUACUAUUGCCUGAUCUACCGGAUUCCCAAACCCUCGAUGGAACUGUUUCGGUGGCUGCUGAUCCCAUUACAGCAGACGUUAUCGCCGAUGCUGCUUUGAAAGUUGGUGAUUUGAAGGCGAUGGGACUCGUUCAUUCCACACCCGUUGGUUUGGUGGAAUCUUUGCUCGAAGCUAUUCACGUCUAUACUGGUUUACCCUGGUGGAGCACUAUCGUGGCUUUCAGUAUAAUUGUCAGAGUCGCUUUGCUACCGCUGAAUAUAGCUUCCGCGCGAAACGUUGCCAAGAUGGCCAUCGUACAACCGAAGAUUCAAGCACUGAUGGAAGAAGUAAAUGAAGCAAAGAAGCGGGGCGAUCAAGCAGCUAUGCUAGCAAAAUCGCAGGAAACAGCAGAUAUUUUCAGAAAAGCUGGUGUUAAUCCCUUCAAGAACUUUUUUAUAGCCGCAGUUCAGGCGCCGGUAAUGAUUAGUAUAUUUCUAGCCAUAAGAGACAUGGCUAAAUUCCCUGUACCAGGAUUUAAGAUAGGUGGCGUUCAUUGGAUUCAAGAUUUAACUCUCCCAGAUCCGUACUAUAUCUUACCGGUUGCAACUGCUCUUGGAUUCCUGGCUGUUUUGGAAACAGCCGAAACAAAUGCAGCGCCGUCAGGACAGGCGCAAAGACUCAAGAAUACGUUUCGUUUCGUAGCGCUGCUUGGGAUACCUUUUGCUUCAUACUUACCUGCAGGAUGUCUUGUAUUCUUCUCAACGAAUUCCGCUUUAUCCAUAACGCAGACAUUUCUGUUGAGGAACAAGACUGUUAAGCGUGCGCUCGAUAUCCCAGAAGUUCCCAAGUAUCUCGUGUCUUCAAAGCCAUCACCAUCACCAGCACCACAGAAAUCAUUCCGUGAACAGUUUCAAUCGUUGUACGGUGACAGCAAUCAAAAUUUGCAGAGAAGGCAACGAAAAAGAUUUUAA
Paraglomus brasilianum is the source of this 1107-nucleotide messenger RNA. NCBI's taxonomy places the organism in Eukaryota, Fungi, Glomeromycota, Glomeromycetes, Paraglomerales, Paraglomeraceae. The record is from the annotation of a GenBank genome assembly.